CAUAUUUUUUGAUUCGAGAGCAUAGAUGUGAAACUAAGCUAAGGUUAUGUGACAGAUUAUUCGAUGAUAAUGACUUGUAAAUCGUGAAAACAUCAAAGGAAAAGUGUUUUCCAAACUUAAGUUUUGUUUUCGCGAUAGAUUAAAGAAAUAAUAGGAAAAUGGAUAACAUUACGACGGAAUCGGGUAGAAUUGUAAAAAUGGAAGUAGAUUAUACUUCUACUUGCGACGAAAAAAUACCGGAAUGCAAGAAAUUGGCCUCUCAGGGAAAGAUGCAUGAUGCUUUGGAGCAGUUGCUUACCUUAGAGAAACAAACCCGGACUGGGGCUGAUAUGAUAUCCACUGGUCGCGUCCUUGUAGCUAUCGUACAAAUAUGCAGAGAAGCAAACGACUGGAAUGCUCUGAACGAACAUAUUACCCUUUUAGCCAAACGUAGAAGCCAACUGAAGCAAGCUGUCGUCAAAAUGGUACAGGAAUGUUAUUCCUAUGUAGACCACACUCCCAAUUUGGAAACAAAGAUUAAGCUUAUAGACACCUUGAGGUCAGUAACUGAAGGUAAAAUAUAUGUUGAAGUUGAACGUGCUCGUCUUACUCACAAACUAGCUAAGAUACGAGAAGAUGAGGGAAACAUCCAAGAAGCUGCUAAUAUAAUCCAAGAACUACAAGUUGAGACUUAUGGUUCUAUGGAAAAACGCGAAAAAGUAGAACUUCUGUUAGAACAAAUGCGUCUUUGUCUCCUGAAACAGGAUUAUAUUCGUACACAAAUAAUUUCGAAGAAGAUAAAUGUUAAAUUUUUCGAGGAUGGGGACACACAAGAUUUGAAGUUGAAAUAUUACAAAUUGAUGAUGGAAUUAGAUGAGCAUGAAGGAUCUUAUCUUGCAACUUGUAAGCACUACAGGGCUGUCCUAGACACUCCUUCAAUACAAGAAAACACUGUGGAGAAACAGAACAUUGCCAAAUCUGUUGUGCUUUAUUUGAUAUUGGCCCCGCAUGAUAAUGAACAAGCAGAUUUAACUCAUAGGGUAUUAUCGGAAAAAGUUUUAGAGGAAAUACCGGUGUAUAAACAGCUUUUGAAGUUAUUCACAACACCAGAGUUGAUCAAAUGGUCUGGUUUAUGUGAAUUGUAUGAGAAAGAGUUGAAAACCACUCCUGUAUUUGCUGGGAAUAGUCUGUCAGUGAAAAGAUGGAAUGACCUCAAAAACAGGGUUGUCGAACACAAUAUUCGUGUUAUGGCUCAGUAUUAUACAAGAAUCAAAAUUGCAAGAAUGGCUGAAUUGUUAGACUUAACAGUUGGCGAAACUGAGGAAUUCUUAUCUCAGAUGGUUGUGAGCAAGAGUGUGGAGGCUAAAACAGAUCGUCCAGCUGGUGUUAUCCACUUCCAACAAACUAAAGAUCCUAGUGACUUCUUGAACGACUGGGCCCACGACCUGUCAUCCCUCAUGCAGUUGGUAAAUAAGACCACUCACUUGAUCAACAAAGAGGAGUGUGUUCAUAAGCAUCUCCAAGCCACAGCUUGAAUUGUAACUUGAGUUUAUAAGGUGUUUUCUAAGUAAUAAAGUAUAAAUUUUCCUUUCAA
Messenger RNA from Coccinella septempunctata (seven-spotted ladybird), 1573 nucleotides. It is a transcript of the gene Rpn5, whose product is annotated as 26S proteasome non-ATPase regulatory subunit 12. The coding region runs from base 159 to 1514 and encodes 451 amino acids. Lineage: Eukaryota; Metazoa; Arthropoda; Insecta; Coleoptera; Coccinellidae. The transcript has 5 exons. Gene Ontology annotation, cellular component: nuclear proteasome complex; cytoplasm; proteasome regulatory particle, lid subcomplex. The record is from RefSeq and is a predicted model, not a curated record.